UGUCAUUGUUGGCACCUCCCCUUAUCCAUUUUCACCUCCAAAACUAGACUUUUAAUACACCACACCAAAUUAGUCCAACACCAUUACAGCCAUCCGCCCUCAUCAGGUUAGCUUUCUCGAAGUUGAGUAACGUACACUUCUUCUCUUCUUUUUUUUUUUUUGUUGUUUUUGUUAUCCAUUUAUAGGUACCUUUCUUAAUCUUGAUCAAGAUUGCAUUUUUUUUUUUUGGGGGUUUCUGGUGGUGAAAUGUUCAAAAAUUGAGAUUGCUUUCCUGUGGUGAAAAAUCAAUCUAUGAUAUCUAUAGUUUGCACAACCCUUUUGGGCAUUUGUCUUCUCCAAUCUUUCUCUGUUGUUUUUCUUUACCAUUUCUAUGUGAUUUUUUGAUCUAACCCCCAGAUUCUAAGGCCUUCGAUUUUUAGCUUCAUCUGAAUCUUGUCCCUGAAAUUGUAGAAAAAGUUAGCAUUUUUAGUUUAAUCCACAUUGUUUAAGAAAAUAAAGGAGGCCCAAAUAGAGAAAAUGUCAUCAGAAAGUGAUCAGAGAUAUGCAGUGAUGGAUGAAAAGAAGAGGAAAAGAAUGAUUUCCAAUAGGGAAUCUGCGAGGAGGUCAAGGAUGAGGAAGCAAAAGCAAUUGCAGGAUUUGACAGAUGAAAUGGGCAGAUUGGAGGUGGCAAACAAUGGCAUUGACGGCAAGAUUGAUGGGAUUACAGAGAAAUAUAUGAUUUGUGCAGCUGAGAAUAAUGUCUUGAGAGCUCGGCUAACGGAAUUGACUGAGAGAUUAAGAUCAUUGAAUGAUGUGAUCAAGAAUUUGGAAAUGGUUGGGGAUGCUACUCAAUUGCCUGAUCCUCUGCUGAAGCCUUGGCAGGUUUCUUGCUCAAUGCAGCCUAUCCCUGCUUCUUCAGGAAUAUUUCAGCUCUGAAAUGAUGGCGAUGUCGACCUUAAUGGGCUUCCCUCCUUUGCAGUAAAUAGCCUUUUGGAUAUUCGUUUAGCUUAGUUUGUGUCUGGAUUUCUGUUUAUUGUAUGCUCUGUCUGUAUUAGUUUUAACUCAUCAUGUAGCUGUUAAAUGUUUUGUUGAGGUCAUGGACUAUUGCCUCCUCUCAUUUAUGUUAGUGUGGAAUCUAUCAGCCGUUUACUCUUGACCAGUGAGGCAAAGGGUAUAUCCCAUUAUGUUUGUGAAAGCAGAUAUCCUAUGUAUGUUUGAUCUUCUCUUGGGAAUUCAAAAGUUUGAAGAUUUAGUAA
This is a messenger RNA of Coffea eugenioides, 1235 nucleotides long. RefSeq names its product bZIP transcription factor 53-like. Lineage: Eukaryota; Viridiplantae; Streptophyta; Magnoliopsida; Gentianales; Rubiaceae. The record is from RefSeq and is a predicted model, not a curated record. Gene Ontology annotation, cellular component: nucleus. Gene Ontology annotation, molecular function: DNA-binding transcription factor activity; transcription cis-regulatory region binding. The transcript has a single exon. The coding region runs from base 517 to 915 and encodes 132 amino acids. Gene Ontology annotation, biological process: positive regulation of DNA-templated transcription.